Molecule: messenger RNA, 1910 nt
Organism: Sinocyclocheilus grahami
Lineage: Eukaryota; Metazoa; Chordata; Actinopteri; Cypriniformes; Cyprinidae
Product: ubiquitin carboxyl-terminal hydrolase 14-like
Exons: 12
Coding region: 174-1319 (381 amino acids)
Biological process (GO): proteasome-mediated ubiquitin-dependent protein catabolic process; regulation of proteasomal protein catabolic process; protein deubiquitination
Molecular function (GO): protein binding; cysteine-type deubiquitinase activity; proteasome binding
Source: RefSeq, a predicted model, not a curated record
AUUUCGCAUGAAGUCUACUUAGUCGCGCGCCGAGAUCAUCGAGCGAGUCAUGCAGUUGCAGCGUCAUUGUGUGCUGCUGUUUGAAUGAAGUUAGCAGACACUCAAGUCUUCCGCACCCCGACUUAAACCCGGUCUUUGCAGUUGAGCUCAAUACAGGACAAGUCAAGAGAAAGAUGCCCGUGUUUACAGUGAAUGUGAAAUGGGGGAAGGAGAAGUUUGAUGCGGUGGAGCUGAAUACAGAGGAGCCGCCCAUGGUGUUCAAAGCCCAGCUUUUCGCUCUAACGGGGGUUCAGCCAGAGAGACAGAAAGUCAUGAUGAAAGGUGGAACGCUGAAGGAUGACGAGUGGGGCAACAUCAAGUUGAAAAAUGGGAUGACUCUUCUGAUGAUGGGCUCUGCUGACGCCCUGCCUGAAGAGCCUGUAGUGCGACCCAUGUUUGUGGAGGACAUGACGGAGGAGCAGCUUGCAUCUGCGAUGGAGUUGCCAUGUGGAUUGACAAAUCUGGGCAACACAUGUUACAUGAACGCAACAGUGCAGUGUCUACGCUCUGUGCCUGAGCUCAAAGACGCUCUCAGGAGUUUGAAGGUCCUUGACCUGUAUGUGUCCAGUAUGAAGUGCACCGAGUCAGAGGAUGAGGAUCCAACUAAAGGCACAGAGAGCCAGCUGCAGCUUAGCUGCUUCAUCAAUACAGAAGUCAAAUAUCUCGCCACUGGACUCAGAUUGAGGCUACAGGAGGACAUUACAAAGUUCUCCCCAUCCUUGAAAAGAAACGCCCUCUAUAUCAAAUCGUCCAAAAUCAGCCGUCUCCCGGCAUACCUCACGGUUCAGAUGGUCCGGUUCUUUUACAAAGAAAAAGAGUCUGUGAAUGCCAAAGUCCUUAAGGAUGUCAAAUUUCCUCUUAUGCUGGACGUCUAUGAGCUGUGCACUGCUGAACUGCAGGAGAAGAUGGUUUCUGUGAGGUCAAAGUUCAAGGUGGUUGAAGACAAGAAACUGGAGAUGCAGCAGCAGCCGAAAGAGAAUCUGAAGGUUGGGGCUCCAAAGGAAACAAAAUACGAACCUUUCUGUUUUUCUGAAGACUUGGGCUCCAGCAACAGUGGUUACUACGACCUGCAAGCGGUUCUGACACAUCAGGGGCGAUCCAGUUCAUCUGGCCACUAUGUCGCCUGGGUUAAAAGGAAAGAAGAUGAAUGGGUGAAGUUUGACGAUGAUAAGGUCAGCGUUGUGACCCCUGAGGACAUCUUGAAGCUGUCUGGUGGUGGUGAUUGGCAUAUAGCAUACGUCCUUCUGUAUGGCCCUCGACGUCUGGAGAUACUGGAGUAACAAUGGUUCAGAGGAGACUUAAACCAUAAUUGCCAUUUCAGAGCACUGUCUGUAUAGAUGUGCAAAUAAAUUUUGGUGUCUUUAAAAACAUGACCUUAAUAUUUCCUGAACUCUUCAUGCAUCAACACAAGUGGCAUUUUUAAGGGUGCUUUUUUUGGAUGAUAGAUUGCUUGACUCGCGAUCCUUGUUUGGAUUUGGAGCAGUGGUUUUAUAAAUGUUUUCUAUAUGCAUUGAAUAUUUUUUUUUUUUUUAAGCCUUGUGAAAAGGUGUUCAUGCUCAAUAGACAGUAUCCCACCGCAGGUGACUUGGUAUAUAAAUUUGUUCUUGGCCACAAGUUUCAGACUUACAAAUGCAUCAAGAGGUAUAAUACUAGGAUCUCAUAAGAAACGCAAAUUGUUUACUAUGCUGUGUGCGUGUGUGAAUUUCAUAUCAAAGCACUUUGAGAGGAUGUCUUUAUGCUCAACUACUGCUUCUGUCACUGUAAACUCAUCUGUCUUUAAAUACUCAAAUCAGAGUAAGAAAACUUGAGCUCUGUAAUAUGUUAUUGACUACUGGCUCUUCAUAAACGGUGAAAUAAACAUGCCAUUGACA